AUGGAGAUUCCGACUUCAAAUGCACGAAAAAGAAGCUCUAUGGAGAGUCAGAUACCUCCUCCCUGGUUGAAAAGGUUAUCAUCGGUAGGAGAAGCUGGAGGGAAAGACGACCAAGUAAUGAUAACAGUCCGAAAAGAUGGAAAACGGGAGAUUUUAGUUCAUUAUGACCAGGAUGCAGCGCUUUUGGACGAGAUUUUCAGACGGAAGCGGGGUGGAACUGAUUAUUUAGGUGCUUUGGACUUGUUUUGUCCGAUGGGUGGAGACGCACUAGUAAAAGUCGCAUACGCCGAUCCAGAAACACAUUGGGAUACAAUCUUGCUUUUCAAGACCGGAAAUGCCCGGCACGCAAAGCUUCGGACGGCAUUUGAACAUGCCCUUCUUUUGGAUGGUCUUAUUCUCGAGCGGGAAGAGGAUGCGCAUGAGCCUAGUAGGGCGUAUCUGAAAGUCAUGGUGCCUUUUGAACGUCUUUGCUGUGAAGCGGAGCGUAUGAAGUUAAAAACCCCAAUUCAGUCAAGUCAAACAAGUGCAAAGUUUGCUAUCCGUCAAGGCAGUAUACGUUCAAAUAAAUUGAAUGCGGACGAAGUUUGGUCGGGUAUGAUUAAUUUCAUGCGUACGGCUUCUACGAAACGCCAGUCGAUUACAUUCAAGAAAACGAAAUUGGCGGCUUUUAUGGGAGGGAAUGCUGAUGUGUUUGCACCUCAAGAUAUUCAGUUGGGCUUUUUUAGCAAUGCCCAGCGCAACUUAUUGGCCUAUAACAUUAUCGUUCGCGCCAGAUUGAAAUCUCUCGGCAAACAGUAUUCACGGAAAGACUUUCACAAGCUUCUAAACGACGGUGUCUUUACGGAUAUAUUUCCACUGCACGACGGACCAGCGCGGAUGGUGCACCCAACAGCGAAACCAAACCGACGUUCAGAAAUGUUUAAAUUGUGGAAAAUAUCGGUAUACAAGAUUCCUCUAGACGAUUUUAGAGAUUAUUUUGGGGAGCGUAUUGCUUUUUAUUUUGCAUUUUUAGGUCAUUUUGGUCGCUGGUUGAGUAUUGCGGCCAUAGUUGGCUUGGUGACAUUUCUCUAUGGAUUAUCGAUGGCGAUAAAUGCGGGUGCGCUCGAGUAA
Messenger RNA from Spizellomyces punctatus DAOM BR117, 1110 nucleotides. RefSeq lists its product as uncharacterized. The transcript has 7 exons. The record is from RefSeq and is a predicted model, not a curated record. The coding region runs from base 1 to 1110 and encodes 369 amino acids. Lineage: Eukaryota; Fungi; Chytridiomycota; Chytridiomycetes; Spizellomycetales; Spizellomycetaceae. Gene Ontology annotation, cellular component: cortical endoplasmic reticulum. Gene Ontology annotation, biological process: chloride transmembrane transport. Gene Ontology annotation, molecular function: protein dimerization activity; chloride channel activity.